This is a messenger RNA of Paramuricea clavata, 4325 nucleotides long. Lineage: Eukaryota; Metazoa; Cnidaria; Anthozoa; Malacalcyonacea; Plexauridae. The record is from the annotation of a GenBank genome assembly.
AUGCAAUUGUCUCCGUGUAUAUUCGAUGUUUUGACGAAUGGUGAGUCUGCCGACUAUGAUUGGGGUUUUCCCUUGGCCUGAUGCUUUGUUUCCAAAGUCAAGGUCAGACUUAUUCCGCUUUUUUGAGUUCAACAUCAAUUUAUUUCGCUCUGUCGAGUGUACAGUAUUUUGGACGUAUCUUGUUUUGAAGCUGCUCGCCUGCUGCCGAAAAGUCUUUAGAGAACCACUCAGGAUUAAUUUGUUUGCUUGGUGUUUUCGUAUCUUUGAUAAACAUUUAAAAUUCAUUCUUAGUGUUGUGUUUAAUAUAGAUUAAAUGUUGUUUUUGUUUUAGUACGAGGUCAACGACAGAGCGAUUCAAUGAGAUACAAGAGUACCUCGAAGAGUACAACGCGAUUACAGAGUGUGUGUACAUAUAUUCUGAUUUUUUUUCAUUGUACAAUAAAAUACAUCCACAAUUUGUUAUAUUCAGCAUCAAUGUCAGUCGGCCAUCACACGUCCAAGUGACCGUUGACAGGUUAGACAAGCAUGGUUACAUUUACUUUCAUAUUAAUUUUAACAAACUAAAGAUUUACCUUGCAUAAUCUUUUCAGACCGAGUAGAAGUGCAGUCAAGAACCGCCAGCAAUACAGAGAGCGAGAGGAUUAACGAGAAACGGCCAGCUCGAAAAGGUAAACCGGGUAUAUUUAUUAUUUACAGUAAUUUUACAUGAUGUACUUUGUAGAAACUUUAUAUAAAUUAAGUACUUAUAUUAUUUUAUUCUUGUAGCUUUAUUUACAUCUAAUGCCAAAACAAGUAAAGGUUCGGGGAUGAAUAGAGCAAGAGGUUAGUCCACUCCAUGUACUGUAUAUUGUAAAGAAUCGACAAAAAUUAUUGUAAUUUAAUUAGCUCUUAUAAUUAGUAAACUGAUCAUUUUACCUACAGGACAUUCCCAGCCAAGGCAGACUGCAUGUAUGGUCCAAACACCAACUAGCAGCAGUUCUGAGUUUAUUUAUUGGAUAAAUAUUGUCUUUUGUAAUAACUACCUUUAAUAAAACAGAUCAAAGAAGCCAGGCAAUGAGUGCAAGAUGCAGCAGCCUUGGACAACAACUGAAUAGUCAGCAAAGACGGCCAAGUACAUUGACAGGUUCGACAGACUUCAAUACGAUUUGUAAAAACUGAAAAGGCAUAUUUUAACCCAUUAAGCGCCAGCGCUCUCCCCUUGACAAGUAAAAUCGUCUGGCGUUAAACAGAGUAAAAUACUAAAGUAGGGUGCAUCGCCAUUCAAUGGGUUGACUAGACACAUGUGCAGAUAGGCCAGUUAACCCAUUAAGCACCAGCGCUCUCCCCUUGACGAGUAAAAUCGUCUGGCGUUAGACUAGAGUCAAAUACCAAAGUAGGGUGCAUUGCCAUUCAAUGGGUUAACUAGACACAUCCAUGGGCAGAUAGGCCAGUUAACCCAUUAAGCACCAGCACUCUCCCCUUGACGAGUAAAAUCGUCUGGCGUUAGACAGAGUAAAAUACUCUGGCGUUACACAGAGUAAAAUACUAAAGUAGGGUGCAGCACAGUGCAUCGCCACUCAAUGGGUUAAUCUAGCCAGUAUUCAUUACGUGUUAAUUUUCACAGGGGAACGAGCGGCACGACAAACAAACGAUGAUGAACGAUCAACACGAGGUUAGUUAUUGAAUAUAUGAUCAUGUUUUGAUUUUACAUCCUACCUGCAAUUAACAAAAAUAAAAACAAAAUCUUUCUUUUGUACUACAUUAGAAUAAGCAAAUUCAGGGAUGCACAGAGAAAGAGGUAAAUGACCCGAGUAAAUUCCCCACCCCUAUCAAUUUGGUUUAAAUAUAUUCAUGUCUACCUUAUUACAUGCAGUUCAUCUAUAAAUUAGGUAUUUAUUUCAGCUAUUGGUCACUCCCAGCCUAGACCUAGGCCUUCUAGUCUUAUUUGUAUAUUUUUAAUAUUCAGCGCUUUUUCACAUGAAAAGACUGGGACUAGGUGAUUUGGGGGCGGGGCGGAGGAUUCCGAUCUCUAGAAGGCCUAGUUGAUUUCCCAACAACAAGGCCAAAACUGCCCUGAAACUGCCCUGGUUGCGAAAUGCCCAAUUAUUGCGUUCUCAAACAGAAUUAUUUGCAACUUAACGGCGAAUUUAAACCGAUACAGGUAAAAUAAACUCAUUUAUAGUAUAAACUAACUAUUUUUAUUUGUAUACACGUCUAGAAAAUAGGGUUUUUUAUCAUAAAGUUCGAAGCUACACUAUUAUUUAAUAUGUUGACAAAGUGAAGCGAAAGCACAAAAUGAGUCAAAAUAUAUACCAAAAGUAGAAUCUUUCAUGAAAUUUUGUCUUAUACACAACUACAUUAAUAUUUAUAUAUUUUCUCAAUUUUGGCAAGAAGCAGUCUUGUGUUUGUAAAAUAUACAAACACAUAUACAAUUAUAAUUUAUUAAAUAAAACGGAUACAUAUAUUAUUAGCCUGUACAGUACUGUAUAUAAAAACGUACAUUGUUUACAAAUGGUAUAUCCGUAAUAUUUGAACAAUAAUUUCAAAAUCCUCAUUCCCAAUUCGCAAAUAUAGUUAUUCAAAGCAAAACAGUAGAUUGUCUUGCGAAGAAAAGAAUUAUUAUUUUGUGCUUUCGCUUCACCUUGUCAACAUAAUAAUAGUGUUGCAUCAAACUUUAUGAUAAAAAACCCGAUUUUCUAGACGUGUAUACAAAUAAAAAUAGUAAGUUUAUACUAUAAAUGAGUUUAUUUUACCUGUAUCGGUUUAAAUUCGCUGUUAAGUUGCAAAUAAUUCUGUUUGAGAAUGCAACAAUUGGGCAUUUCGCAAUCAGGGCAGUUUCAGGGCAGUUUUGGCCUUGUUGUUGGGAAAUCCACUAGGCCUUCUAUUUUUUCGCUUGCGUCAGGCUUGUGUCCUUCCUCCGCCCCGCCCCCAAAUCACCUAGUCCCAGUCUUUUCAUGUGAAAAUGCGCUGAAUAUUAAAAAAAUAUAAAUAAAAAUAGAAGGCCUAGGUCUAGGCUGGCUCACUCCCACACUGCAGCAACUACAGCAGUUAUAAUGGAGCAAAGAACAAAUGAAGGUUUUUAUUUCAUGGCAUUGAAUACAUCCAGAUAUAUCAUUUAAAUAUCUAAUUAGUUCAAAAGAACUGAUUGAAUCAAUGUCAAAUACUAUUAUUAACUUUGAUAAUGGUUCAUAAUGUCACAUAUUAAAGAAGUGUCCCUGAAUGAAUGAAUAGAAUAUUUUCUUUAGAUCUGAUAAACGAAAUGAAGUCCCUGAAGGAUGAAGUCCAUUGUUUGAAGCGCAGCAUUUCUCAACUGACUGAGCAACAGGGAGAGCUUUUUCGUAUGGUUAAGUCUUUGAAGAAGACGAGUGAAGCCAGUCACUUUGACAUGGGGAAAUGCUGUCACACUGUAUGUAUAAAAAGUAAAGCACAUGUAUUUCAACAAAUUAGUCAAGUCCUUGUGACUAGGUAGCAAUAUUAUUAUACAAUCUGUUUUUGACAGGAGAAUGUCAACAGAAUACUGGCACAGUUUUACUGUACGAAUGGUCGCUAUCCAAUGGCCACUGAUGAUAAAAAGGUAUACAAAGAAUAACUUUUUGUUUCACAAUCAGAAAUACUUAAUACUCAAAAACAAUUAUUAAAUUAAUAUACAUUACUAACAUCAAUCAUAGAUCAUUUGUCCUCGGAAAAUUGAAUACCACUUUCCCUUUAUUUAGCCUCCACACCCCUAUAUAUGAUAAACACCCACCCUCUACUUAGUCCCUUGUCAGUGCUGACUAUAUCUAAAUUAAAAAUGAAUAAUAGAUGUUAUACUUUAAUAUAUUGAUAUUAUUUCAUCUGAGUUUAUUAUCUAUCCAGUUAGUAUUUACACCCCCCUCCCUCCUCUAACAAGUCCUCAAAGGUCUGAAUAGGGAACUAUGGUAUUCAAUUGCAUCUAAAAUGUUAUUAAAUUAAUCUUAGAGAUUGCUCGAGGAAGAAUUCCUGGACUCAGCUUCAGGCUUGACCGUAGAAGAGCUCAUGCUGCAUGUCACCAAAUAUGAAGCGAGCAGAUAUUCAUAUUGGAGGAGCAAGGAACGCAGAAGAGUAAGCUUUCAGUUGUUAUACCUUUAAGCAUCAGGCCCCAUCACACCAUCAUGCCCCACAAGUCACAAGUCUGUUCACUUUCUUGCUAGGUUCUUGGAAUUAAUGGCUAUGAGCACUUGGUCAAGGCAUCCUCCAAUAUUCUGGCCAAGAAAGUCCAAGAAAGUCCAAUAUUCUUGGCCAAGAAAGUCCUACAAUGCUGUGGCAACAUCUACAAUCAAAAAAGACAUCAUCCUGAUAGUAAGUGUACUAGUAUCAUUACCAUAUAA